CGGCCGCCAGGUCUGGGAAUCUAGCAGAAGCUCCGGGAGCUCCGGUUUUCGGGCACUAGUCGCAGGGUUCGAGCGCUCGAGGGUGGGUCAUGGUGUGUACAUACGUGAGUGAUGCACGCGAGCGCGCGGGCGCGCGUGAGAAACCACAUAGAGAAGUAAGUCUGUAGACUAUAAAAGAGGGUUUUGCGGCAAGAGGGGGAGAGAGUGAGAUAGAGAGGUCACGUGACCCCGAGAGAAGAAGCAAAUACGAACAGGCGGAAAGGUAUAGAGUGAGAGAAUCACGAGAAGUAAAGAGGAAGGAGGAACACGACGAAAAGGUGCGUAGCGGUGGUGGUGGUGUGCUGCUGGUUUUAAAGGAGAAAAAGGAGGAGAGAAGGGUCAGAUAGUUGUGUACGUAGUAGGACAUAAGUGCUGUGGCGGAACAGAAGGUAGACGCAAGGAAGCGGUGGUGAUCGUUUCACGUUCUGUCUGUCUCUUUCUCGCGAAGACGAAGCUUUUUAUCGUCGCAGUGUUAUCGAUCGCGCUACGUCUUCGUUUGCGAACAAUUUUCACCUCCGUCGCGAUAUCCUCCGAUCGCAUAUCACACGCACAACAAUCAGCCUACUUCAGUACGUAUACACUCCUCUUCCUGCCCGUCUCCGCCCCGCCAUCGUGUUUCCACCGCUGCCCACCCCUCCUCGCGAUUUGCCCGUCGCUCGCUGUGCGUCUCCUCUUCGCCGCGUGCGCGUUCCCGCGGCCGCGGCUCGUCGAGGGGGCCGGUCGCCUUCGUGGACAACGCUCCGUGAACGAGCGUUCGCGCGGGGGUAAGGAGCGAAGGGACCGACCGGAGUGCCGGGAGCACAGGUGCAGGUGCAUACAUAUAUACAUAUACACACGGCGACCACGAUACGAUACGACGUGUAUGCGCGUCGCGGCGGCGACUCUAACGCAGUAGAGAAGUGAACGCCGCGAGGUCCGUGCGCGGGGGAGAAGGUGAAGAAGUCGCGGCGCGAAGGAGGAGAGAAGAAGAAGAAGAAGAAGAAGGGGAAGACGGAGGAGACACGCGCGGCACGUAUAGAGCCGUACAAGUAGUACCGAGCGGGCAGUCGCGAGUGAUAGAACGUGUGGUGUUGCGAAAACUACGGUUUCGCCGACGUUGCAGUCAUCCUCGUUACUAGCCGAGUCUUCGUCAGUUGGUCGUUAUCGCUGUACAGUGCCGUUACAGACCGUCGAUCGACGUUCGUUGUAUCGCGACAAGAUGAACGACAGUGCGGAGCCGCCGCCGUCGUCGGACACGACGGCGGUGACGGGAGGCGAAAACGACGACGGACGUUCGAAAUCGCGGACUACGAUCGACGACGACUCGACCGGUCGAACAGCUGCCGCUGCUCCUGCGUCUACUCUUACUUUUACUUCCGCACCUCCUGUUCCUGCCGGUGACACCGCGACCGCUAUCACCGCUACGACUACGACGACGACGUCGAUGGCGAUGGUUGAGUCCGAGUGCCGCGGUCAGCGGAGUUCAAUAAGGGGAACCACGUCGUCCCCGGUAAUACGUGCAGCUACCUCCUACCCGACGACGACGCCGCCGCCACCGCCGCCGCUGCCACCACCGCUGCUACCGCCGACGCCGCAGCCGCAGCAACCGCCGCCGGGGUGUGGCUGCGUCGCAGCCGCGGUCGACAAGGACGAGAUCACCGUGAACAUCACGCCGACCACCGGCGGCCAGUUUGAGCUCACGGUGGAUCGUAAUGACACUGUGGAGAAUCUCAAGAAGAUCAUCUCCAAGAGGCUCAAGGUCGUCAAAGAGCGGAUCUGUUUACUGUAUCGCGAGAGGCAGUUGCGUGAGGGAACGCUCGAGGAAAACGGCCUACAACAUGGUAGCCGACUGACGUUGCUGCCAAGCGUGGAAACCGGACUACUGGCACAACGGCCGGAGCAGAGUGUAAUGCAGGCCUUGGAGAGUCUCAAUGAUUCACAGGUGAACGACUUUUUAUCCGGCAAGGCUCCGUUGAACCUGACGAUGAGAUUGGGCGAUCACAUGAUGUUGAUUCAGUUGCAACUGUCAACAGUAACUCCGGCUUCGCCAACUGCUAAUCAGACCGCGAGUUCACCCGGCAACAGUAGCAACAAUAAUCACCACCACAGCCACAAUCAGAGUAACGUCAGUGGCUUGUCCAAUAGCGGCGUCAAUAGUUCACACGUAUCCAACUUGACUGGCAAUCACGCCACCUCGUCGUUACAGACUAGAAGAUGUCCUGCGCUCACUCGUUCAUCGAACAGUAGCAGCAAUAACACCAACAGCAGCAAGCUGCAGAGCAAUGUUCCGGCUAGGACGUCGCAUCUGAUCAACAGCUUGGCGAGUGCUCUGCACGCUGCCGCUAAUUGCGGUACCAGUUUGUCCACCGCCACCACCACAACCACCACGACUAGUUCAUCACCGCCGGUGUGCUCCAGUCGAGUGACGACCGCUUCCUCGUCGGCAUCCACGGGACCGCAGUCGUCCGUCAGUCAGACGUACUUAUCGUCUUGCAACAACAACAAUAAUAAUAAUAAUAACAGCAACGUUCAGUCGCAGUCGUCUUCGCGCAGCAAUCACAGCUCCAUCGCUGUCGCUCCUCCUACCACCAGCAGCUCAGCCGGCGGCAGCGCGUGCAUACCUUGCCCUGUCUAUCACCAUCAUCACCAUCACGGUCACCAUCACCAUAAUCAUCAUCACGGCUAUCGCCUUCAUCAUCACCACUAUCACCACCAUCACCAUCAUUCAAGGGACAAGCCUGGCAUUAGAUUCUAUCCCAACUCUUCUCCUACUACCUCCUCGUCUUCCUCUUCCACUUCUUCUUCUUCUUCUUCUUCUUCUUCUACUUCUUCGUCUCCUCUGAACCCCUCGAACUCGUCGUGCCACUCGAGUCCCACAAACUCCUCGAACCCCUCGGACCGCUCGAUUCCCACAAACCCCUCGAGUCCUUCGAACUCUAGCGGGGGUCUGGUUGAGGACCAGCAACAAUCUACCUCCAACAGCCAUGGCUGCGUUGACUUGAGCACUUACGAUGCAGUGCCAAGGAAGAAGCUCUGUACCGGUUUCCAUCAUGGCCAGCAGCAGCAGUCCAUGACGACAUCCAGUGGUGUAGACGCUACGAGGAGUCAUGGCAUCGUCAUGACGGACGCUGCCGAGUCAAGAGAUCCGCAGAGCUCUAAUUGUACGUCGCUGAUGGAGCAACCAGCUAAGCCGGCUACCCUCGACACCCGAGCACUUGCCGAGGCGUCCCGCAACCUCACGCAGAAACUGAAGCAACUCUCCUCUGAGGUAUUCACCUCGCGGGUCGACCUCGCAGAGGAGAAUGCGAGACGCAGACAGGGGGCCAUAAUAGAGAGCAUGCAUCAUCACGGCAAAGGUGUAUACUCCGGCACGUUUAGCGGUACCUUGAACCCGGCCCUUCAAGAUAGACACGGUCGGCCCAAACGUGACAUCAGCACCAUCAUUCACAUUUUGAAUGACCUGCUGUGCGCGACACCAGCUGCAUCUGCAGGUCAUUACAGGCACCACCAUCACAGACAUUCACAUAGCCGCCAACAGUCCUCUUCAAUAUCUACAUCUUCUACGGGGACGUCGACAACCGCUGGUGGAUCCACUGCGUCGGUUGGUUGUCAUGAUUCCACCACGCCGGGAUACUCAACUGAGGAAUUAUCGAAAGAGAACGAGGCGACAAAGGGCAAGAUGCGCCGCCUGCGCUUAGUCAUGGAACAACGUCGCGCCAAGAGGAAAGCCAGACGACAGGCGCGGGCCGCGCCGUAUACCACGCAGUGGGCGGCGUUGACACCCGCCGAUCCAAACCACGAGCCGAACACAUCAACCGCGAGCACCAGCACCACCAGCACUAAUAGCGCAGAGCCGCAAAACGAGCCGGAGCUCCCUCCGUGCAGUCCGGAGCCGGUCGUAGCUUAAACAAUUACGUCACCAGUCAAUUCUUGGCACAGUAAUAUCCUCUAUUGUAGAUACAUAGGAUAAUUCUCACGUUUUUUUUUAUUUUUUUCCUGUUUUUUUUUUGUUUAUUGCACUGAUUUAUUCCAAAAGAAUGCAAAAAUAAGAUUUUCAACACACAUAUAUCACCGUGGACGCUACGGUUCAUUUCAUACGAGUUGUUCUUUUGAAUCCACAUGUUCCUUUGAAACCAAAAGAACUUCAUAACGCUUUUAACAAUCGGCUUAAUCACGUUGCUUUGUCAUUGCUCCGUAUCUCUCUAGAUCAUUACUGCGGAUUCGCCGAAUCUCUCUUCGUAUGAUGCGAGAGUCUGACGUUACCUCCCGAUACGUUUCUAUAGGCAAACUCCGUUAGAUGCUCCGGAGUAUUCUACCUACGUAAUGACGUCAUCAAAUUGCGUGUAAAAAAGGCUUCGAAGUACUUGCAAUGUUAAACCGACCGCACCCGGUGUAACAUAUACGAGACAGACGGACACUGAAAGAUCCGAAAGGAGCUCCGGUUAUCUUUUCUCUGUCUCUCUCUCUCUCUCUCCCCCCUCUCUCCUUGAGAUUCUCCGACUAUAGAGAUCCGGUUUCGUACGUCGAUGCAAUGUACAGCGAUGCGUCGUACGCGUCACCGCGUACAUCGAGUGUCGAUGACAAGUCGAUGAUGUACCGCAGCGUCCGGCUGGACUCUCAGGACUUUUGGUCGUAGCUGACAAUAAUUGCGAAUGAAUCAGUGUGACGUUUACGUAUCUACGCACAUCGACUGCGCGGUGAAAGAAGUCGAUGAGUCGCUAAGAGAACAGGAACGGAGGAAUCCUAAUCGAGAAACUCACUAAGAUUAAAACUCGCCGAUAGCUGCACCUUCGGCGAGCGAGAAAAAAAAAAGAAGAAAACACAAGAUGAAAUCGUAACUUUGUAACUCCAUCGAUCGCUGUACGCUUCACACAGCGAUAAAUAAUUAUUCUCUCGCUAUCGGGCACUUUUAACCGAUGUCUUAUACGAGUAGAUACGUGUAGAUACCUUAAUCACGCGCGCGUGCGUCGUACGAAUUGUGAAGUAAGACUGUCUUCGAAAAAGCAAUGGCAUACCACAAUCUUGUGGCUCGCCUCGGCGACAGAUUAUAGUCGUCUGAAGCAACAGAAAGAAGAAGCCGUGAUAAUCCUCGCGCGCCCACCUAUGCGGAACUUGUGCAAGUUUGUAUAUUGUCCCUUACGGACCGGUUGAUCUAAAUCACCGCGAUGAUCUUUUUUUGUAAGUAGCAAGUGCACUUUCCAACGUUUACUUUGCGACAAGACGUAAACCGCGAGGGGUUCGAUUUGUUGAGCCGCGGGGAAAAGAAUUGGAAUGCCCCGAACCAAAAAAAAAAAAAAAAAGAGUAAAAGAAUAAGCUAAAUUGAAAAAAA
Molecule: messenger RNA, 5348 nt
Organism: Odontomachus brunneus
Lineage: Eukaryota; Metazoa; Arthropoda; Insecta; Hymenoptera; Formicidae
Product: midnolin homolog
Exons: 5
Coding region: 1238-3925 (895 amino acids)
Cellular component (GO): nucleus
Molecular function (GO): protein binding
Source: RefSeq, a predicted model, not a curated record